UUCCGCGCGCCUGUCUGGCAGCUGGUCACAUGGUGAGGGUGGGGGUGCGGGGGCCUCUCUAGCUCGCGGCCUGAGUCUAUGGUCUGGCCCGUAGCGUCCAGCUGCCCGGGACCGACCCCCGGUGUAUGGCGCCGCAGGAACCGGCUCCCGGGCCCAGAUAAAGGGCCACCUCCACAGCUCUUGGCCGGGCGUAAGGACAUCGCCUGCUCCGAGAAUGGCUACCUCUCGAUAUGAACCAGUGGCUGAAAUUGGUGUCGGUGCCUAUGGGACGGUGUACAAGGCCCGAGAUCCCCACAGUGGCCACUUUGUGGCCCUCAAGAGUGUUAGAGUUCCUAACGGAGGAGGAGCCGGAGGGGGCCUUCCCGUCAGCACAGUUCGUGAGGUGGCCUUACUGAGAAGGCUGGAGGCCUUUGAGCAUCCCAAUGUCGUCCGGCUGAUGGAUGUUUGUGCUACUUCCCGAACUGACCGAGACAUCAAGGUCACCCUAGUGUUUGAGCAUAUAGACCAGGACCUGAGGACAUACCUGGACAAAGCGCCCCCGCCAGGCUUGCCAGUGGACACCAUCAAGGAUCUGAUGCGGCAGUUUCUAAGCGGCCUGGAUUUUCUUCACGCAAAUUGCAUUGUUCACCGAGACCUGAAGCCAGAGAACAUUCUGGUGACAAGUAACGGGACAGUCAAGCUGGCUGACUUUGGCCUGGCCAGAAUCUACAGCUACCAGAUGGCUCUCACACCUGUGGUUGUCACUCUCUGGUACCGGGCUCCUGAAGUUCUUCUGCAGUCUACCUAUGCAACGCCUGUGGACAUGUGGAGCGUUGGCUGCAUCUUUGCGGAGAUGUUUCGUCGAAAGCCUCUCUUCUGUGGAAACUCUGAAGCUGACCAGUUGGGUAAAAUCUUUGAUCUCAUUGGAUUGCCUCCGGAGGAUGACUGGCCUCGAGAAGUGUCUCUACCCCGAGGAGCCUUUUCCCCCAGAGGGCCUCGGCCAGUGCAGUCAGUGGUACCAGAGAUGGAGGAGGCUGGAGCACAGCUGCUGCUGGAAAUGCUGACUUUUAACCCACAUAAGCGAAUCUCUGCCUUCCGAGCCCUGCAGCACUCUUACCUACACAAGGAAGAAAGUGACCAAGAGUGAGAAGAGCAGCUGCCUUUCUCUGCUUCUGGACACUUGAAUGGAGAGGACCUCACUGAAAAGGCAACCUCUGCCUUCCUCUGAGGCUGUGGAGUCUCCCCCAGUUUUUUACAGAGGAUAUUUUAAGCCUUAAAUGACAUUCCCCACACCUCCUUAUGAGGCUUACCCUCUUACCCCUCAACUUCUCUACACUAAAGGGUGGGUGUAUCUUGUCUUCUCCCCUGGUUUAUACUGGGACCUUUUUAUACAGGAAAACAAAACAAGACAAAAGGAUGUGCUUUUUUUUUUCUUUAA
Psammomys obesus (fat sand rat) is the source of this 1417-nucleotide messenger RNA. It is a transcript of the gene Cdk4, whose product is annotated as cyclin dependent kinase 4. The coding region runs from base 215 to 1126 and encodes 303 amino acids. NCBI's taxonomy places the organism in Eukaryota, Metazoa, Chordata, Mammalia, Rodentia, Muridae. Gene Ontology annotation, cellular component: nucleus; cytoplasm; cyclin-dependent protein kinase holoenzyme complex. The transcript is spliced from 8 exons. The record is from RefSeq and is a predicted model, not a curated record. Gene Ontology annotation, biological process: protein phosphorylation; G1/S transition of mitotic cell cycle; regulation of G2/M transition of mitotic cell cycle. Gene Ontology annotation, molecular function: ATP binding; cyclin binding; cyclin-dependent protein serine/threonine kinase activity.